AUGAAUAACGAAGUUGAUGUAGGUAGAAGACUUAAAUCUCGCAAGGUUGAGGCAAUCGGUAUCUUUCCGAAGGCCCGCGUGGUGCGCGGCAUCGAUUGGAGCUGGGGCAACCAGGACUGUCAGUCUAUUCUAUCCUCGGCUUCCCACCAAGCUAACUCGAACAGUGCUACUUUACUGAACUCGGGACUUGAAUCGCGAGAUGGUGGAAGUGGUGGAGGCCUUUUGAUGCGUAUGCUUGUUCCUAUUCUACACUAA
Messenger RNA from Protopolystoma xenopodis, 255 nucleotides. The record is from the annotation of a GenBank genome assembly. NCBI's taxonomy places the organism in Eukaryota, Metazoa, Platyhelminthes, Monogenea, Polystomatidea, Polystomatidae.